CAAGGGAGUAACAGGUACGAGCACGUUUGCCUUGCUCGUUUUUAGCACGCAAAGUCACUGCCCAGUCAGAGGGCCCGUCACUGCGAGACAGCACGAGUACAUAUAGAAUAAUACUUCCCACCUUCGCGUGCCGCCCAAACCUAAACUCAUCUGUCCGCGCCUCCCCUCCUUUUAUACCAAACCAACCUAAACCUUCGCCCCUUAGUCCCAGCCAAUUCCACCAUCUUACCACCUUAUCUUGGGCUUAUAUUGGCGCGCUCUUCUUUAUUGUUGAUUCCCUCUUCUCUCCCGUCUCGUCCAGCUCUCGUUUCAUUGCGAGAUCCUGCAUUUUCCUGCUUCUAUUCUGUCCAUAGACAUCAUCAGCAAUCAUGUGUGGCAUUUUCGGAUACGUCAACUACCUGGUGGAGAAGGACCGCAAGUUCAUUCUUGAUACUCUGCUGAACGGUCUGUCCCGUCUUGAGUACAGAGGAUACGAUUCCGCCGGUCUGGCCAUCGACGGCGACAAGAAGAAUGAGGUUCUGGCCUUCAAGGAGGUUGGCAAGGUGGUCAAGCUGAGGAAGCUCAUUGACGAGUCCGAGUUGGACUUGACCAAGGUUUUCGACUCACAUGCCGGUAUUGCCCACACCCGAUGGGCUACUCACGGCCCCCCCUCCACUCUCAACUGCCACCCUCACCGAUCCGACCCCACCUCGCAGUUCACUGUUGUUCACAAUGGUAUCAUCACAAACUACAAGGAGCUCAAGACCCUCCUGACCAGCAAGGGCUUCAAGUUUGAGACCGAGACCGAUACCGAGUGCAUUGCCAAGCUCGCCAAGUACAUCUACGACCAACACCCCCAGAUUGGCUUCACCGACCUCAUCAAGGCCGUCAUCCAGGAGCUUGAGGGUGCUUAUGGUCUGCUGAUCAAGUCUGUUCACUACCCCCACGAGGUCAUUGCUGCCCGAAAGGGUUCCCCUCUUGUCAUUGGUGUCAAGACUCAGCGCCGCAUGAAGGUCGACUUCGUCGACGUCGAGUAUGGCGAGGACGACGCUGCUCUCUCCGCCGAGGCUGCUUCUCAGACCGUUGCCCUCAAGAAGGCCGCCGCUGGGGACCUCCUGGCCCCCUCCAGCGCCCUGGGUGCCCCUGACAAGUCUCUCCUGCACCGCUCCCAGUCGCGUGCUUUCAUGACUGAUGAUGGCAUGCCCAUGCCCACCGAGUUCUUCCUCUCUUCCGACCCCUCAGCCAUUGUUGAGCACACCAAGAAGGUCUUGUACCUUGAGGAUGACGACAUUGCUCACAUCCACGAGGGAUCCCUCAACAUCCACCGCCUGAAGAAGGCCGAUGGCAGCUCCAACGUCCGAGCUAUCCACACUCUUGAGCUGGAGCUCCAGGAGAUCAUGAAGGGCAAAUUUGACCACUUCAUGCAGAAGGAGAUUUUCGAGCAGCCCGAGUCUGUUGUCAACACCAUGCGUGGUCGUCUUGACGUUGCCAACAAGACCGUCACUCUCGGUGGUCUGCGCUCAUACAUCUCUACUAUCCGACGAUGCCGUAGAAUCAUCUUCAUUGCAUGCGGUACCAGUUAUCACUCUUGCAUGGCUGUCCGAGGUAUCUUUGAGGAGCUGGCUGAGAUCCCCAUCUCCGUUGAGCUGGCCUCUGAUUUCCUCGAUCGUGAGGCUCCCGUCUUCCGAGACGACACCUGCGUUUUUGUUUCUCAGUCUGGUGAGACCGCCGACUCUCUGAUGGCCCUCCGAUACUGCUUGGAGCGUGGUGCCCUCACCGUCGGUAUCGUCAACGUUGUCGGUUCCUCCAUCUCUCUCCUCACCCACUGCGGUGUCCACGUCAACGCCGGCCCCGAAAUCGGUGUUGCCUCCACCAAGGCCUACACCUCCCAGUUCAUUGCCAUGGUCAUGUUCGCUCUCUCCCUUAGCGAGGACCGUGCUUCCAAGAAGGCUCGCCGAGAGGAGAUCAUGGAGGGUCUCUCCAACGUCUCCGCCCAGAUCAAGCAGAUUCUCGACCUGGACCAGCCCAUCAAGGACCUGUGCCAGAAGGUUUUCAAGGAUCAGAAGUCUCUGUUGCUGCUUGGCCGUGGCAGCCAGUUCUCCACCGCUCUUGAGGGUGCCUUGAAGAUCAAGGAAAUCUCGUACCUCCACUGCGAGGCUGUCAUGUCUGGUGAGCUGAAGCACGGUGUUUUGGCUCUGGUCGACGAGAACCUCCCCAUCAUCAUGAUCCUCACUCGUGACGAGAUCUUCACCAAGUCCCUCAACGCCUACCAGCAGGUCAUUGCUCGUGGUGGCAAGCCCAUCGUCAUCUGCAACCCUGCCGAUGAGGAGUUCAAGGCCUCGGAUGCUCUCAAGAUUGAGAUCCCCAAGACCGUCGACUGCCUGCAGGGUAUCUUGAACGUCAUUCCCCUGCAGCUGAUUGCCUACUGGCUGGCUGUUCUUGAGGGCCUCAACGUUGAUUUCCCUCGAAACUUGGCCAAGUCCGUCACUGUCGAGUAAAGAGACGCCGGUCGGCUCUACUCACUGGAUGGAUGUUGACGUGGCAGGGGCAUUUUUUUGCUGCCACGUAUUAAAAGAUAAUGAGGAGUUGGCAGUCAGGGAACUUUUAACGGCUCAGCAAUGAUUUUUUCUGUAUUAGGAGGAUGCGCUUUAUAUUUUUGUAUGUAAUCAGGACCUUAGAAGGGUUCAACUGUCAGUGCGGCCGAGCUCGUUUAUAGGCGAAAGCAAGGCGGGCUGUUGUUAUUUACGUAGGACAUGCGUCUGCCGGAGCGUCUUGGCAGAGUGCAUUUUCGUUUACUGAAAAACAUGUGUCCUGAGCGUCUGCUUGUAGACUUUGCUCUAGCGUCUGCUUGGAAAUCUAGAUAAUCCAUAAAUUGUAAAAAGAUCAUUUUGUUCAAUAUGACAACGAGAGAAUGAAGUGACUUGGGCAUCAAUGGAGAAGUUCCUG
Molecule: messenger RNA, 2925 nt
Organism: Trichoderma harzianum CBS 226.95
Lineage: Eukaryota; Fungi; Ascomycota; Sordariomycetes; Hypocreales; Hypocreaceae
Exons: 5
Coding region: 369-2477 (702 amino acids)
Biological process (GO): protein N-linked glycosylation; fructose 6-phosphate metabolic process; UDP-N-acetylglucosamine metabolic process
Molecular function (GO): carbohydrate derivative binding; L-glutamine:D-fructose-6-phosphate transaminase (isomerizing) activity
Source: RefSeq, a predicted model, not a curated record